This is a messenger RNA of Macrosteles quadrilineatus (aster leafhopper), 2282 nucleotides long. RefSeq lists its product as uncharacterized. NCBI's taxonomy places the organism in Eukaryota, Metazoa, Arthropoda, Insecta, Hemiptera, Cicadellidae. The record is from RefSeq and is a predicted model, not a curated record. The coding region runs from base 101 to 2188 and encodes 695 amino acids. The transcript is spliced from 13 exons. Gene Ontology annotation, molecular function: cysteine-type endopeptidase activity. Gene Ontology annotation, biological process: regulation of catalytic activity. Gene Ontology annotation, cellular component: lysosome.
UUAUAGCAACUACUUGAGAUCCUAAGUAUAAAAGACACUUUUGCCUUUAAGCAACUGAUUGUCACUUGAUUUGCCCAGGUGAUACUGACAGUACGACACCAUGAGGGUAGUUCUAGUGCUGGCUCUGGUAGCAGCAGCUACAGCCUCACACCUAAGAGUCCAGGUUGACCAUAACAGUCCAUUGGAGAGUGAUGAGAUAAUUCAGGCAGUAAACAACGCUCAAACCACAUGGAAGGCGGGUAGGAACUUUGAGAACACCUUCACCAAGAGACACAUCAAGCACCUGCUGGGUCUGAAGACUCGCCCCGGUGGCAGCAAACUGCCUCCUCUAGAGGAUGAUGAGGACGAGGACCUGGAGUUGCCAAAGACGUUUGAUGCCAGGACCAAGUGGAACAGCUGUGUGUCCUUGCAGGAGAUCAGAGACCAGGGUCCCUGCGGCUCUUGCUGGGCUGUAGCGGCUGCUGCAGCACUCACUGACCGUUUCUGCAUCGCCAGCAAGCAACAGUUCAACGGCCACCUGUCUGCUGAAGAUCUGCUGUCUUGUUGCUGCCCGUGUGCUGUCAGUUGCGGGAAGGGUUGUGAAGGAGGUUACGAUGAUGAGGCUUGGCUCUACUUCUACCACACUGGCAUCUGCACUGGAGGAGACUACAAAUCCAAGGAGGGUUGCCAGCCGUACACCUUGCCAACAUGUGAACACCACGUUUCCGGGCCUCGUAAAAACUGCAGCUCCUACGGUGACGUACCAACUCCCAAGUGUCAGAAAACUUGCUACAACAAGAAGUACAAGGACCACACCAAGGACCAGGACCUACAUUUGGUGAAGUCUGUUUUUUCAAUCGGUGGAGACGUCAAGAAAAUUCAGAAGGAAAUCUUCAAGAAUGGUCCACUUGAAGCUGGAUUUGAUGUUUACGAAGACUUUUUGAGCUACAAGUCCGGUGUGUACCAACACACUACUGGCAGUUAUGUGGGAGGCCACGCAGUCAAGGUGAUCGGCUGGGGUUCUGAAAAUGGAACUGACUACUGGCUGGUGGCCAACUCAUGGAACACUGACUGGGGUGACAAUGGCUUCUUCAAGAUCAAGAAGGGAACAGAUGAAUGCAGCUUUGAAAGCGCCCUCAAUGGUGGUUACCCUGUUGUUUACGACACCAUGAGGGUAGUUCUAGUGCUGGCUCUGGUAGCAGCAGCUACAGCCUCACACCUAAGAGUCCAGGUUGACCAUAACAGUCCAUUGGAGAGUGAUGAGAUCAUUCAGGCAGUAAACAACGCUCAAACCACAUGGAAGGCGGGUAGGAACUUUGAGAACACCUUCACCAAGAGACACAUCAAGCACCUGCUGGGUUUGAAGACUCGCCCCGGUGGCAGCAAACUGCCUCCUCUAGAGGAUGAUGAGGACGAGGACCUGGAGUUGCCAAAGACGUUUGAUGCCAGGACCAAGUGGAACAGCUGUGUGUCCUUGCAGGAGAUCAGAGACCAGGGUCCCUGCGGCUCUUGCUGGGCUGUAGCGGCUGCUGCAGCACUCACUGACCGUUUCUGCAUCGCCAGCAAGCAACAGUUCAACGGCCACCUGUCUGCUGAAGAUCUGCUGUCUUGUUGCUGUCCGUGUGCUGCCAGCUGUGGCAACGGUUGUGAGGGAGGUUAUGAUGAUGAAGCUUGGCUCUACUUCUCCCACACUGGCAUCUGCACUGGAGGAGACUACAAAUCUAAGGAGGGUUGCCAGCCUUACCUUUUGCCAACAUGUGAACACCACGUCUCCGGGCCUCGUAAGAACUGCAGCUCCUACGGUGACGUGCCGACUCCCAAAUGUCAGAAAUCUUGCUACAACAAGAAGUACAAGGACCAUACCAAGGACCAGGACCUACAUUUGGUGAAGUCUGUCUUUUCAAUUAAUGGAAACAUCAAGAAAAUUCAGAAGGAAAUCUUCAAGAAUGGUCCGCUUGAAGCUGGAUUUGAUGUUUAUGAAGACUUUUUGAGCUACAAGUCAGGUGUGUACCAACACACUACUGGCACACUACUGGGAGGCCAUGCAGUCAAGGUGAUCGGCUGGGGUUCUGAGAGUGGAACUGACUACUGGCUGGUGGCCAACUCAUGGAACACUGACUGGGGUGACAAUGGCUUCUUCAAGAUCAAGAAGGGAACAGACGAAUGUGGCUUUGAAAGCGCCCUCAAUGGUGGUUACCCGGCCGUUUAGAAUAGAUAUUUUGAACAAAUGACCUUACUUGUUUUGUAUCUUUACACUAAUUCAGUCAAUUAGUGCAAAUAAAUAUUUUAUUGUUGAAAUCAUA